AUGAAUGGUGACAGUUCAAUGGAUAUUCGACAGGAGUUGGCCCAAGCUCUACUGAAAAGGCUUGAGUCAUUACUACCUAUACGAACGGGUCACUCUUUGCAAGAGGUAGAGAUCGAUCCACAAUACAUUCAGAUCCGAAAUCUCUUAUUGGCAAAAGUUCAUCAAAGUCUGCAUAUGGCUACAGUCAUCAUACUCGCCUUAACUGACGUUUUAAAGACCAUCAAUAAUGAAGCACAUAACGUUAAGCUCAAACAUCGCGAUGAGAAAUCGAGGUCAUCAACUAUACUUGUGUUCCAUGUGCUUGUGAAUGUGCUAAAGACCAACUGGAAUCGUUUAGUUUGCUCAAUGAGUGAGUAUGAAAUGAUGGAGAAGUUUUCCAAUUUCACCCAUUACGAUCGUCCACAACCAUUAGAAUCCGAGAGAAUACCUGAGAUUCUUGAAUUUUAUAUUACAUUCUUGUCUUCGGGAAUGCUCAAAAGGUCUUUAGCUUUAGUAAGAAACGAAGCAUCAGAGCUUUACAGCAAAGAACUACAGAUUAAAAAAGAAACACAACGAGACUUGGAUGAAUACUCUGCACUGCAGGCCGUUGAGGAGAUUGAUUCAUGUAUCGAGGUGGUAUUCAGAUACAUAGCUGCUGCCAAUCCUGAUGAUUAUUACGAGCAUCUUGCUUCAAAAAUGUUUUCCGAACCGGAUAAGAACAGUAUUAUGUCAAUUUCAUUGCUACAAACAUAUCUUCCCAUGGUUAAAUUUAUAUUUUACACUGAGAACAACAUGUUGCGCAUGACCUCUGAUAUUAUCCAUGCAAUUUCACAAAUUAGAUCGCACACUUGGAAACAAAUGCUUUUUUAUUUUUGGGCCGGAGGUGUAAGAGAUCAGCAAUUAUGUAGACCAGAGGAUUUUUUGCUUGUGCACACAAACAACAUCAAUAAUAGUAACAGCAGUAGUAACAACAGCAGUAGCAACAACAGCAGUAGCAGUACCAUCAAUACCAAUAACAACAACAACAACACCACCAAUACCAAUAACACCAGCAGCAGCCGACGAAAUAUCGAGCUAUCAAGCGCCUUGGACACACUUUUCAACCAUAUUUUGGAAGUAUUUGAUACUGGUGUUACCACAUCUUCCUGUGGAUGGUUUGUAUUGGCAACCAUUCUUGGCUUCAAUUCUAACAUAUUAGCUUCCGAAAAAUUUGCAAACAAAUUCAGAUUAGCGCAAAACAAAAGACUUAGAUUUGUCCUGAGGCUUACCGCAAAGGAGCCUGCAGUGGAUAAUAAUGGAAAUAUUGGGACAAUCAAAGUAUCAAACUACAUUUAUCACUUGGGAUUGAGGUACCAUGCUCUAGGUAUUAAGGACCAUCCAACGCUACUUUUCACCACGCAACAUCUUGAUGAUACCCAUAAACUUUUGAUUAAAUUUGUUGAUGCGCAUCAGUUUGAAGCAUUAAAUGCAGAUACUGGAAUGCAGCUUGAAAAUGUUAUUAGCAAUUUCUACUCAACCGCCAUCACACUUCGACCCGAGACCUAUGGCAACAUUGUUAUAAAUCAUUUCAAAGGUUCGAUGGAUCAAUUGAAGGUUACCAAGAAUUUCGUAAAUGUAUUGAAAGAGCUUUCAGAAAUUCAAAUUGCAAAAUCUGUGUUUACUCAAUUGGUCAAGGAUCUGGUAGAGAUUCUCAGACAAACAAUUUAUGGUGUACUUAAAAUUAUGCACAUUUACGAAAUGUACCGAAAUGACCUUGAACGUGAACAACUCCGGAGUAAAAGUUUUUCUGAAUUACCUGUUUCGAGUGAUAACGUGCUCAACGCAGAAAAACAUCUUCUUGCUACAUUUGAGCACAAAAAGACCAGUUUAGACCAUUACCUGAAAAGUUUACAACAACAAUUGAAGCAUGUUGGAGAUCAAGAUCUGGCCAGUACAACAAGUACCUCCACCACGAGUACAUCAAAUACAACAAACAAACAAAAUACAUUGAAUACUCCGAAUACUCUGAAUACCACCGCUGCAGCUUCGACGUUGCCCAAUACAGUAAUCACAACAAAAAAUAGUUUAUCUCACGAUGCGUUUGUUGAGCACACCAAAAAUUUUGAGUUGGUUAGGGACUCUGAAGAGAUUUUAACCAACAUCUUUUCCAUAUUUGUUAAGGUUCCAGAGUUAUAUUUCAAUGAUGCUAAGUUGAUGAGUGAAGACAAUAUUGAUAAAAUUCCUUAUGCGGAGCUACUUCCUGCCAUCAUAAGUUUUUGCCAGAGCUGUGUGCUUCCUCUACGACAAGCGCUCAAAGAAAAGUGUAUCGUGCCCAAUAGCAAAGCCCUUUUUGAUGCAGCACGGUUGCUUUCGAUGCAAAUGGUUGAACCUUUAAACAAAAUAGAAACUGAUUGUACAACGUUAUCCGUGUUUGCCAAUUUUCAUACUUGCAACUGCAUCAUUCAGUGUUUAUCCGAAUCCUGUCUAGAACUUCCCUUAACGGAUACCAGGUUCAAGUCGUCUUUUGUUUUCCUCAAUGAGUUUUUGCAUGCUAGAGAUUCGUACUCGCACUUUGUUUUUGAAAAUCCCAUUCUUUUGGAUAAAAGCUUGCGUUCAUUGUAUGAAUCUUGUGGUUCAGUUAUACAAUCAGUUGAAAAGAUCUUGCUUUUAUCUUCUUGCACACAUGAUGCCCAAUUUUACAAUUAUGCAAAGCAAGGUAUGCAAUGGUACAUAAGCGAAAUGCAUGUGUAUAAAGAUAUGUACCGGGAGUCUGAAAUCAGCGAUAAUCUUUUGAAAACUUUUGAAAGAAUGAAUCACGAAGAUUCAGUAUUUAUUGGCUUUGUCUCUUUACAAAAGCGACAUCGAAGUAUCUUACGAGAUGCAAAGCCAACAAAAUCCCUAUUUGAAGUAUGGCUGCUCAUAUUUUACAGGUGGAACAAACUUUUGCACGAUAGUAAGCGCCUUAACGAAAGCAACAUGCUUUUUCGCCAUUUUACUGGCUUUCUUGUAUCUACUGCAGGAUGUUUUAUGUCUUCAAACUGGUCACUGGAUUCUACCGAACUUUCGGAUUUGCAAAAAGGGUACAAAGAGCAGAUCAACAACUUUUUCGACAUCUGCAUCCAUCUUUUAUCUUCUUCAAACUUUGUUGUGAGGGUGAUUAUUAAAGAUACACUUUCAAACGAAUCACAUUCGGUGGUAUAUGAUAUGAUCACAACCAAAUUGACUACCCAAGCAAUAUCAUUUUUGGAGAAUCGGACACAUACCGUUGAAAGCAAUAUUUUCUUGGAACAAACGAUGAUGAUUAUGGCGUCAAUGUUGAAUGUAGGAAACGAUGGUGCUACUUUAUUGGCCUCAAUACUUCCAACUAAAACUCCAUACUUUUUGGAGUAUGUCAAUACUUGCGAUAAUUUAGUGGACAAACUUCGAUUAAAGCUUAGGUUUUGUAAACUCUGCAUAUCACUUGAACUGGAUCGAACAAUUGCAGGCCUUCAUGGUGCUUAUAAGCUUCGAAACGUUUUUGCAAAAGCUAAUACAGAUUGGCUAGAGCAAGCAACUCUUGAGGCAGAGUUUGAAGAUUCUGGAGAAUCAAGUACUGGUCAACAAUCAGAGGCUUCUUUUUUGAACAUCGAUUUGGCUGUUCAGAGCUCAAAGCUACUUCGAAUGCAGUUUGAGAAUUUGCUUUUGGAAAUUCCGGAUGGUAUUCUGGACUGCGAGGUGAAAAAAUACAAGGACUUGUCGUUUGGGAAAUAUUUCUCAAUCUUUUACAAGAUUAUAAAAAAGUACACUGCGUUUCCUGACAAAUCCAAAAGCAAGCACAAAUUUCAACAAGUUGUUGAGAAUAUUUUAACAGCAAUAACUAAUAUCUUGCAAUAUGAUUCGCAGAUUGGUAUUCAAUACUUAUUGCCAAUGGGAUAUCAUGAAGAUCAAAAGAUUCGUGCUAUAUUUAUUGAUGUUUUUGCAGGAAUGCUAUCUUCGCUGCUUAUAAGGAAAGAACCGGAAGAGUUUCCAGAUUCCUUGGUUUGUUUGCUUACGCAGCAAACCGAAAUCUUUUGUGCUGUUGCCCAAUGUGCAACUUCUCUGGAACACAAUUUAUUAGCUUCAUCGCUUUAUAGUGUAUUUGCAUACACUCACAAUUUGGAAGGGUUGUUUAAGGAAUUGUUAUGCGAUGAAAUUUCGAAUUUGACUCGAGCCUCAGAUCUUUUUAGGAGAAAUUCUACAUUAACAAGAUUAUUGUUUAACAUUACACAAGAGUAUGGACAGAAUUAUCUCAACAAGACCAUUUGUCCAAUAGUGAAGGAGAUUGUUGACACAGAAGUGUAUUUCGAAGUUGAAAAGAGAGAAACUACAGAAGACUCUGCUAAAUUCAUUCAUUUCUUUGAACAGACUGUUCAACUGAUAACAGACUCUUUAGAAGACCUCCCAGAAGCAUUUAAAUACGUAUGCCACGUGAUUUCCGAGACAGUUAGUGCCAAAUUCGAGAAUGCAGCGUUGAGUGCUGUUGGAUCAUUUCUAUUUUUAAGAUUCAUAUGUCCUGCAGUGAUUAGCCCUGAACAGUUUUUCAAAAUCCCGGUAGAAAACCCAAAGACAAAGCGUUCCUUAAUGCAGAUUGUCAAAGUGUUACAAAACAUUGCCAACGGAACUCUUGGAUCGAUUCAUUGGCCUGGAUUGGUUGACCAACAAGAAAGUUUGAAUUCUCUGCGAGUAAAAAUUACCGAUUUUUUAGCCAAGGUUUCGAAAGCAAACAUUUCAACAACUCCAUUUACACAAACACCUAGUAGCAAACCCAUACCUGAAUUGAGAUAUAUGCACAAAUUCAUUUAUCACAAUUUUGUUGCUAUUGGCAGUCGCUUUUUGCAAGGAAAAUCACCAAUGAAGCAAAUGCCAUUUCAUAAGCGAGUUGAAAUCUACAAGGUAUAUGAUGACAUUGUGAUGAAAAUGGGCCAGCCAAAACCGGGUGUUAAAUUGCAACUCAAUGCAGGUCUUAGAUUGCUUGAUACAAGCGGCGGAGCCGACGAGGAAGAUUUGAAAUUCAACGACUUUAUGACAAAGCUGUCUUUACAGUACGCUAGCAAUCCGCCGGAAGCAACAAAUAUCAUUCAUAGUGCUAUAUUUGAGGAUGGUACCCCUGUAAUUGUUGUCAAUUUCAGAAAAUUGAGAAUCCGCUCGAAUGAUAUCCGCUACUUGGUGUUUAAAUUGCUUGAAACUGCUUCGCAAGUUUGGGAUAAUAAGUUUUAUCUCAUAUAUGAUUUCUCAGAGUUUCAUUUUGCCGACGCAAACGGCCCACCAGAAUAUACCCACUAUGUUUUGACCUAUGCUGGUAAGCAGUUGUUUGAAAAUUGCAAGCGGGUUUAUUAUUUUAACAUGCCACGAACAGAAUAUGUGUCAAUCAUCGAUUCCAUGAAGGCUUUGCGUAAAAGAGGUGCAGAUUUUGGUACAAAACUUUAUUUUUAUUCGUCUGUUGAUGCACAACCAAUUGUGAAUAACUUGUGCCUCGACCUCGAAACGGUAUCCAUUAGCAGCGAUUGCAAAGUGACCUACAAAAGUGUCUUGUUGUUUGAACCAACUACAAAAAGAUAUGUGCCUAUUCAUUUAAAAAUUGGUCGCAAGUUUCUUACAUGUUUUUUCCAAGAACGUGUUAGUUUUAAGAGCAUUUUGUCAACAAUGAAUGGUUUUAACCCCGUUGAAGUAUACAGACUAGUAGAUUUGGAACGCUGUGAAAUCACCGACUUUACCAAUUAUAAUGAUGAAUUUACCAUUUUCUUUGACAACUCAACGGAUCUUACCUUACGAUCUCCUGACCGACUUGAAAUACUUCGUUUUCUUUAUUUCACCACCUCGAGAUUACCCAAGGAUGUGAAGACUAAUGAAAUCGAAGAGGAUUAUCGAAGCGAAGUCCAUGAAAUGCAUUGGUUUGGACGUUUAUACAAUAUUGUAUUCCAAGGCUUGCUUAGUGCUGAUCCAAGUGUCAAAAAGUCUUCGUCUAUAUUGUUUGGAUCUUUGUCUUCGUACUUUGGAAUCAAGUUUGGGGUCACUGAUAAACAUGCCAAAACUAUGACCUUCCCUGCUGAUGCUACUGACUUGGUGGUGGAGGUUUCUACUCAUUUGGCAUUACAAUAUCCGGAGAUGUCUUUCCGGUUCCUUAAGGCGUACUUUGACAAUUUUGAAAAAAUGGAGCAAGGUGCUCGGUUAAGCUCUAUUCUCUACAUUUCGCCAUGGAUCAACAAUAUCUACGAUCACAUUUAUGCACGCAUUGAAUUCAAUGGUCCUGAUAGAGUGGGUGAUCUUAUACGACAUUUUUGUCGUGUUACUGCUCUGAAUCAAGAGCAUGUCCCAUUUUUCAACGACUAUAUAUGGAAAAAGCUAUUUCUUGAAACUCGACUUGUACCGACGUUAAUCGAAGAAGUUGUUGCAUUUGCCAUUGAUAGCAAAAACGUUGGACCAAGGUGGUCAUUCAUCAUUUCCGUGAUUACACCUUCAAUUGAGGUGUGUGGAGCGGUGAUAGCAAAGUUAAAGUCUUUGGUGAAAUAUACAGUUACCACUGAUUCCUCAAUCGCAUUGCAAUCGAAGUUGUUUGAGAUAUCUGUGCUACUCAAAAUCUGCUCUUCGUUAUUUUUCAAUUCUUACAUUUUGGCGCGACUUUAUUUUGCAGACAUUAUAUUUCUCGUGACAUUGUUUAUUGAUAGCAUCUAUUUGGAAGUGGGUUCCGACUUGCAAAGCUUGAUCAUUAGCUCAACGCAAUCGUUUCUUCACACGCCUCGCUUGUCGCAAGAACAACUGAACGUUAUUGAUCUGACCAUUGAAUUUUUCAGCUCUCCACGAGCUAAAAUGUUGUUUGGAAUGACCAGAGAUUCAAAGUCCGCCAUGGACGUGAGCCAAACUUUUAAUAGAAUAGCCAAUUUUGAAAUUUUAUGCGAAUAUUUAAAUGGCUUCAUAGAUACAGUGAGCACAUCCGACGACAGAUCACAGUGGAAGGCUCGUUGGGCUUCAAACUCUAUAGACGUUGCUUUCAACAAUCAUUCUUUGUUUCAAGACCGAGCAGUUUUAAUUACUGGUAUUUUGGCAAAACGUGGAAUAACUGAUUCGUUGGCAUGUAGAGCAAUCAAGACAAUUUCUCGUGGACAACUCCAAACUAUUGAUAUUGUUAUAUGUAUAUCAGUUGCACUUUCAAGAAUGAUGAAUGGUUUGCUGUCUUCGUCGAUUCUUCCGCCUUUAAUAUUGUGGCCACAGCUUUGUUUUGCAUUCAUGAACUAUUCUAUACUAUACCAAACGGCUGUUCAGAAUAUAGUCACCAGUGUCACAAAAAUGAUGUGCGCAGAUAUGGACUACAUGAUCCUUGCUUUUGAAAAAAGGCAAUUCUUGGAGCCGUAUUUGUCCGAUUUCGAAAAACGUCAUGAUUUUGCCAUUUCCAACGAAAAUGGUGGAAUAUAUAUCCUUUCACUAAUUAUCCAGGGUUUAAAACUAUCGCAUUUUCGCCACAUGUCGUUAUCGUGCUUGAAGAUUUAUUUCUCCAAAAGGUAUGAAAGUAGGAAAAUGCAGCAAAUUGACGGAAGUACAAUCAGGACAAAUGCAAACUCACACCUUUUGUUUUUCUGGCUUGCGUCCAGCAGCGAGGACUUUGAGCUGUUUAUGGAGGAGUUGCAAAUAGCAUGUCAAUACGACCAAGUUGACAAAACUUUGCGUAUUCCGGAUUUUUUGCACAAUUUCUUACUUCAGGACAACGAAGCAUCAACAGUGACUAUGCUUUGCCUUGGCCAGUUCUUAGCUGAUCCAAAGGGUGUGGAUAUUGGAUUCAAGGAACGUUUUAUAUCCUUGUACUUCACCAUCCUUUCAGAAAAUGCAAACUUGGCUCUCCUUAUUUAUCACAAAAUACAACCUACUUUGACACUGUGGCUCGUUUACUCUUCUUCUGUGAGCGAGGUAGAAAGAAUUACCCAAAUACUACUGACUGUUUCGAACAUUGCCAAUUAUGAUGAUAGUAAGUAUAGACGCAAAAGUGAAGAAAUAAUAUUGCAAAAACGACUCAACAUCAUUAAGUCAAUAAGUUCAAUGAAACCGGUUGAAAGCUCGCUAGACGAAGAAGGCAAUUUUACCCCAGAUUUUGAAAAGGAUAUACAAAGCAUACAAAUAAUGUUUUACCGGGCAGCAUGUACCUAUGUCGAAGGAUAUAAAUUAGAAGAUUAG
Messenger RNA from Lodderomyces elongisporus, 8139 nucleotides. It is a transcript of the gene IRA2, whose product is annotated as Ras GTPase activating protein. Lineage: Eukaryota; Fungi; Ascomycota; Pichiomycetes; Serinales; Debaryomycetaceae. Gene Ontology annotation, biological process: regulation of GTPase activity. The transcript has a single exon. The coding region runs from base 1 to 8139 and encodes 2712 amino acids. The record is from RefSeq and is a predicted model, not a curated record.